Suillus bovinus is the source of this 297-nucleotide messenger RNA. RefSeq lists its product as uncharacterized. The record is from RefSeq and is a predicted model, not a curated record. NCBI's taxonomy places the organism in Eukaryota, Fungi, Basidiomycota, Agaricomycetes, Boletales, Suillaceae. The transcript has 2 exons. Bases 1 to 297 code for a protein of 98 amino acids.
AUGUUUACAGCAAAGAAAGCUAAUCAUUACCACGUUCUCAAAGCACCACGACGUAGACAACAGGUCAAUGCUAUCCGCCCCGGCGACAAAGCGUACUACUUGCCCUCCACCGUGACAUGGGCGGUACCGUUUUUGCGAGACCAUUGGAACUCGUUAGCAUAUGCGCUGGGACCACGCCUGAUCCUUGGCGUUCGAGAAUACCACGCUAAGCUCGUGGCCAACUCCGACGCAGUAUCUGCUAUGACCUCGAUCGCUUUCCAGGAGCGCGUGCAUGUAUCGACUAGCAGUAGUGUGUGA